Molecule: messenger RNA, 633 nt
Organism: Scheffersomyces coipomensis
Lineage: Eukaryota; Fungi; Ascomycota; Pichiomycetes; Serinales; Debaryomycetaceae
Exons: 1
Coding region: 1-633 (210 amino acids)
Biological process (GO): ribosomal large subunit biogenesis
Cellular component (GO): nucleolus
Source: RefSeq, a predicted model, not a curated record
AUGACUUCCGUAAGAAAGAGAAAGAUGAACCGUUCUUCUGUGAAGAAGAAUACCAGAAGAACCAAGGAUAAACAAAGAGAUAUAAAUAUUCAUUCCAAUCCAAUUAUAGCUGCUAAUUGGGAUAAAUCAUUAACUUUACAACAAAAUUAUAAAAGAUUAGGGUUAACAUCUAAAUUAGGUACUUCUGCUGGUGGUCAAGAAAGAAAGAUAGAGACUUUGACUGAAUAUAGAACUAAACAUAAUAAUAAUAAAGUUUCAGUUGAUGAAAUUUCUAAUACUGAUGAUCCAAGUAAAAUUCCAGAAGGUGAAGCUAGAUUAAUUAGAAAUCCUGAAACUAAUGAAGUGGUUAAAGUUAUCUAUGGUACUAUGAAAGUUUCUAAUGAAGAUUCAUCUGAAGCUAAUUCAACAUCAAUUAUAAAACAAUUAGAAGAACAUGCUGAAAAAUAUGCUCAAGUUAAGAAAGAAAGAACUGCUUCUGAAAGAGAAAAUGAUUGGUUAAAAUCAUUAUUUGAAAAACAUGGUGAUGAUUAUGAAAAAAUGAAAUGGGAUAAGAAAUUAAACAUUUAUCAACAAAGUACUGGUGAUUUAAGAAGAAGAAUAACAAAAUGGAAAAAAUUAAAUAACCUCAGUUAA